GUGUACGGGCCGAGGCAGUCCCCGUCCCCGGCCCCCACACAGGCAUAGCUUCCUUCAUGUCAUGCUAAAGUUUGGUGUCCGUGUACUGGCUAUAGUGGGUUACCAGGUAAGAGGCAACAGAAUUUAUCUCCUCCCGGCUGGCUUCAAUACUUCCUUGCUAAGUCUGAAGCUUUUAUCAUCAAAGUCGCCCUCACUACAGAUUCAGCAAAGGUGUGCUUCUUUCUUGGGUGUAGCAAGCAAGAGUAUAGUGCCAAAGUUGACAAUGGAGUACCCGAAAGUGUGCCGUGGGGACACUGUAGAGGAGAUCCAUGGAGUUAAGGUACCUGAUCCUUACCGAUGGCUGGAAGAUCCGGACUCAGAGGAAACCAAGGUAUUUGUGGAAGAGCAGAAUGCCAUAACAAUGCCAUAUCUAGAGAAAUGCAGCAUUAGAGAGAGUAUGAAGGCAAAGCUAACAGAGCUGUGGGAUUACCCUAAGUACUCCUGCCCAUUCCGUAGAGGAAACAGAUAUUUCUUCUUUAUGAAUACUGGACUACAGAACCAAAGUGUGAUGUAUGUCCAGGACUCGCUGGACGGAGAACCACGGGUAUUUCUCGACCCAAACAAGCUGUCAGAAGACGGCACUGUAGCUAUAUCGGGUUCAGCCUUUAGUGAGGAUGGAGAAAUCUAUGCCUAUGGCCUCAGCAGCAGUGGUUCUGACUGGAUAACUGUACAUUUUAAGAAGGUGUCAACUAGUGAGGACUUCCCGGAGGUGUUGGAGAAAGUCAAGUUUUCCAGUUUAUCUUGGACCCAUGAUCACAAGGGGAUUUUUUAUGGGAGAUAUAUUGAUCAUGAGGGCACUGCUGACGGGACGGAGACUUCAAGUAACGAGAAUCAGAAGCUGUUCUAUCAUCUUGUUGGGACGCCACAGAGCGAAGAUGUUCUGGUCGUGGAGUUUCCCGAACACCCCAAAUGGCGCAUCCCCGCUCGUGUAUCUGACUGUGGGCGCUUCCUUAUUUUGAGUCCCUUGGAGCUGGGUCACCACGACCACCUGUACAUUGCCCUGCUCCCUUGGCUCUGGGGCCAGGAAAUUAGUGGCAUACUGGAGCUCCUCACCAUCAUAUCAUGCUCCACGGGCAAACUGUGUGGUAGUGCUCGAAGGAGAAAGCCUUUCAUGGCUAAGAAUAACGUGAUUCAGGAGGAGAUAUGUACUCAGUACGUUACAAAUGAUGGAGCAGUGUGCAUUUUCCGAACUAACAAAGGAGCGCCCAAUUACCGUCUGGUGAAGAUCGACCUUAGUGACCCAGUCUCUGAGAAGUGGGUAACUCUCGUACCCGAACACAAGAAGGAUGUGUUGGAUUGGGCGGCUUGUGUUCACGGCAGUAAAUUGGUCAUCUGCUAUAUAUCUGAUGUCAAGAGUGUUUUGCAACUGCACAGUUUGGAGACAGGUGAACACCUCACCACCCUUCCAUUGGACAUUGGUACAGUGAGUGGGUACUCAGGGAAGCGCACCCACUCAGAGAUGUUCUACCAGUUCACAUCUUUCCUCUCUCCGGGAGUAAUUUACCAUCUUGAUCUUACUCAAGAACCUCUCAAACCCAAGAUUUUCCGGGAAAUCAAAAUUGAAGGAUUUGAUCCAGAGCAGUUUGAGAUGCGGCAAGUGUUUUUCUCAAGCAAAGACGGUACAAAGGUCCCCAUGUUUGUAGUGCACUCUAAUGGCUUGAAGCUUGAUGGAAUGGCUCCUACCUUGCUCUAUGGUUAUGGUGGCUUCAAUAUCAGCAUCCAGCCUUAUUUUAGCAUCUCCAGAGUCAUAUUCUUACAGAUGUUUAAAGGUGUCAUUGCUGUUCCAAACAUCAGAGGUGGAGGUGAGUAUGGAGAGGCUUGGCAUAAUUCUGGACGGUUACUCAACAAGCAGAAUGUGUUUGAUGAUUUCCAAGCAGCCGCAGAGUUCUUAAUCAGUGAGAGAUACACAUCCAGUAACAGAAUCAUCAUUCAGGGUGGCUCAAACGGUGGACUACUAGUGGGAGCCUGUAUGAACCAACGACCAGAGCUGUUUGGAGCCGUCAUUGCUCAAGUUGGGGUGAUGGACAUGUUGCGAUUCCACAAGUUCACCAUUGGUUAUGCUUGGUGCUCAGAUUAUGGCAACCCAGAUGAGAAGGAGCAUUUUGAGAACAUUUUCAAGUACUCGCCUCUACAAAAUGUAAAGGUCCCACCCGAAGGUACUCAGUAUCCUGCAACUCUGCUGCUAACGGCAGACCAUGAUGAUCGAGUGGUACCAUUGCACUCCUUCAAACUGAUCUCGGAGUUGCAAUACAAGCUUGGUAACAACCACACACAGACAAACCCUCUCUUAAUUCGAAUUGAAACAAAAGCUGGGCAUGGAGGAGGAAAACCCACAGCAAAGAUUAUUGAGGAACACACGGACAUCUACUGCUUCAUCAUGCAGGCCCUCAGUUUAGAGGCAUCAUCAUGACUGAACCUUUGUAGUGACCCCAGUUGUACCUCGGUAACACUUCAUUGUACAAGAUAUCAACCAUAGCUCCAAAAUCUGUACCUUCUGUGACCUUUCUUUAUAUAAACUUGAUAAUACUUGAUACUUACAUUUUGAUGCCAAAGAUUGUAGAAAGAAAAUCUCACUUUCAUUUAGACGACAAUAAAUCACACAAGAAUUUUCUAAGACGCCCAUUGUGUCUUACAUCCUGAUUAUUUACAGUAGUUCUUUAUGCUUGUUAUCAAAAAUAUGUUGACAUGUAAAUUUAAACAAUACAUUAAAUAUGCUGCUUUGA
Messenger RNA from Homarus americanus (American lobster), 2762 nucleotides. RefSeq names its product prolyl endopeptidase-like. Lineage: Eukaryota; Metazoa; Arthropoda; Malacostraca; Decapoda; Nephropidae. Bases 62 to 2449 code for a protein of 795 amino acids. Gene Ontology annotation, molecular function: oligopeptidase activity; serine-type endopeptidase activity. Gene Ontology annotation, cellular component: cytosol. Gene Ontology annotation, biological process: proteolysis. The record is from RefSeq and is a predicted model, not a curated record. The transcript is spliced from 15 exons.